AUGGCUGUUAAAAUAACGAAGGAGGAUGAGCUUUUGCUUGAGAUGUAUAGUCGCGCAGCCUCUAAGAAAUCCGACCACUUGAUUUAUGGAAACGCAAUUCUUAUUUCCCUUAUUCCAAUAUGGCUGUUUUGGCGUAUCCAUGGGCUUGCACUCGUGGCUAACUCCAUACUCUAUGUGAUCGUGUCAACUGCUUGCGCAUUCCUCAUGUCAUAUGCAUAUACCGGCGCAAAAGCGCCUCUUAUGGAACGGUUUGUCCUUAUGCUUGAUAUUGUAUAUGUCGCAGCCAAAAGGAGUGAGAGCAUAAGUAAGGAGCUUGCGGCAGAAACAGGGAAGGAUAAAAAGCUUACUCGCAAGGAACGUGACGAUGCAGUCCGUGAAAGAACAAGAGAAGUUGCGGACUACGAAUCGACAACAUAUUCCAUCUUCUUCAACAAUUGCGUGUACCUGCUGAUCCUCCUGGCGUCAUCAAUGGUGCUGCAACACUUUUCAGCACAU
Messenger RNA from Opisthorchis viverrini, 495 nucleotides. RefSeq lists its product as hypothetical. The transcript is spliced from 4 exons. Gene Ontology annotation, biological process: SRP-dependent cotranslational protein targeting to membrane. Gene Ontology annotation, cellular component: endoplasmic reticulum; membrane. Lineage: Eukaryota; Metazoa; Platyhelminthes; Trematoda; Opisthorchiida; Opisthorchiidae. The record is from RefSeq and is a predicted model, not a curated record. The annotation marks the transcript as partial.